AGGCCACUCCCCUGGUUUGUGCUCGGAUUGUUACGAGAUACCGAAGAAGAUAAAGCAGCAGGAUUUGUCAUCCUAAUAUGGGGCGUUGGGUUAAGCCGGACGUAUAUCCUCCAAUGGCAGCAAUGGGCUUCGUGACAAGUAUGUGCAUAUUUCAGCUCACGAGGAAUGCUAUCAUGAACCCCGAUGUCAGGAUUAACAAGGCUCACCGGGCCACGGCGGUGCUCGAUAACGAGGAAGAAGGGAAGAAGUACGCCGAGCACGGGCUCCGCAAGUUCCUCCGCACACGUCCACCUGAGAUCAUGCCCGCCAUCAAUCACUUCUUCUCCAAAGAUGAAUAAGCAAUCUAUCCAUGUCCAUCUGAAAAUGGAGGCAGGCGACGUGUUGGACCUUCGUUCGCAUAUUUUGAUCCUAGAAGGGGCUAUGUAUUUUGUAAUGUGCUAUAUAUCAUCCUUCUUGAUUACAACAUUGUUCUUACUUUAAAAUAUACCAAAAUAAAUUAAAAAGAACUCGCCGUUGCCGGGGAUCGAACCCGGGUCACCCGCGUGACAGGCGGGAAUACUCACCACUA
Molecule: messenger RNA, 568 nt
Organism: Punica granatum (pomegranate)
Lineage: Eukaryota; Viridiplantae; Streptophyta; Magnoliopsida; Myrtales; Lythraceae
Source: RefSeq, a predicted model, not a curated record